AUCCGUGGAUACAAGAAAUAAGGAGCACUUCUCAGUGCCAUUUGAACCAGAGAAGAUGGCCUCUUCAAGUUUCAAUACGCAUGUAAAGCAGGUUGCUCAUGCUAUGGGCACCACUCUCACAGACCACGAUAUAUCCCUCAUGCCCAGCGAACUGAGGGUCAGAGGUCCCUUUAAUUACCACAAAUUCUUCGAGUAUAUGUCCUCCUUCAAGUCAACAGCGCAGUUUGAUGAAACAAUUCGGAAAGCGUUUGAAACACUUGAUAAGGACAAAAGCGGCUACAUUGAAUGGAAUGAAAUAAGAUACAUCCUCUCAACAAUUCCGACCAAUGUUCCUCUUGCCCCACUGUCAGAUGAAGAGGCUGAUGCCAUGAUCCAGGCAGCAGACAUAGAUGGAGAUGGAAGAAUUAACUACAAAGAAUUUGAAGCUAUGGUUAAAGAAGAAAAGAUGCCCAGAAAAAAGUAGAAGAGAAGAAAUGAAAUAUUGCCACUUUUAAACAGUGAAGUUGCACAUCGCACAGAGCUCUGCAUUGACUGGGGUGUUAUUAAAGCUUCUGCAAGCUCUUCGAAACCCUAAUCUCCCAGACUUAUCUUACAGGAAAUACCAAUGUACACAUUGUAAAGGAAAUUCUUUAAUUUAAAUAUAAUACAACCAAGGGCAGAAGGGACAAAACCUGUCUGGCAUAACAGAUUAAAACCAGAUGGGGAGUUUGGAACUUUUUGGUGGGGGUGGGAUACAGGGCAUUGGGAUGCAGGGUUGACGUUACUUACCCAAAUCGUCUGAGAGCUGGGUCAUUACUGCUGCUUUUUGCUUUGCGGUUUUCAUCCAUGGCAUACCUAUGUAUUCCUAAAUGUACCUGCAUGGGAGCUGGUAGGGGAUAAAACCUCAAUUCUCCUCCGCUCUGUUUCCUGUCACUGAAAUCACUGAGCUUUGCCUUUCAGCAACCUCUAAAACUUGUAUGAUGAUUUAUUUUUGAGAAUGUCUCCA
Molecule: messenger RNA, 985 nt
Organism: Stegostoma tigrinum
Lineage: Eukaryota; Metazoa; Chordata; Chondrichthyes; Orectolobiformes; Stegostomatidae
Product: parvalbumin-like EF-hand-containing protein
Exons: 5
Coding region: 56-463 (135 amino acids)
Cellular component (GO): nucleus; cytoplasm
Molecular function (GO): calcium ion binding
Source: RefSeq, a predicted model, not a curated record